AUGCAGCAGGCCCAGGCGCUGCUGGCGAUGUGGAAGCCCGCGCUGCGGGGCGCCUGCAAGGGCGACUCCUCGUCGCUCUGUGGGUCCGCGUCUUUUGGCAGCGAGCAGGCGCGUGACGCGCUGCUGCUGGCGACGUCACCCACGGCCUUCGACGGGCGACUCAGCCGCGGGGCGGCCGGCAAGAGUAGCGUCAUCUCUCCGCCCGGCGAUCAGGGCGACUGCAGCGCGUGCGUGUCCUUUGCGGUCACGGCCGCGGCGGAGGCCGCGAUGGGCAGCGCGCUGCUCGACGCGGGUGCGGGCGGCGGGGUGCCGCGGCUGUCACCGCUCGACCUUUUCUUCUGCGGCGGCGACGCCGGGGACGCCAGCUGCCAGAGCGGCUGGACCCUCAGCGGCGCCCUGACUGAGCUGACGAAGCGCAAGCAGCUGCAGUCCGCGGACUGCCUGCCCUUCAGCAACACCCAGUCCGCGCCCCUCCCACGAUUGUGCACCCCUCGCUGCAGCUCGCCUGUCAGCCCCAAAGGCUCGUUCUCUUGGACUAAGGUCCGGCCCCUGCGCUCGAUCCCCCGGAUGCAGCAACACAUUCGCGAGUGGGGCGGCGUCGUCACGCGCAUGGACGUCCCAAAGGGCUUCAGGUCAUGGUUCCAGGGCGCCAACAAAACAAAGGUCUACGACGAGGGGGCUUGA
This is a messenger RNA of Monoraphidium neglectum, 684 nucleotides long. RefSeq lists its product as hypothetical. NCBI's taxonomy places the organism in Eukaryota, Viridiplantae, Chlorophyta, Chlorophyceae, Sphaeropleales, Selenastraceae. Bases 1 to 684 code for a protein of 227 amino acids. Gene Ontology annotation, biological process: proteolysis. Gene Ontology annotation, molecular function: cysteine-type peptidase activity. The record is from RefSeq and is a predicted model, not a curated record. The transcript has 6 exons.